Molecule: messenger RNA, 4152 nt
Organism: Cyprinus carpio (common carp)
Lineage: Eukaryota; Metazoa; Chordata; Actinopteri; Cypriniformes; Cyprinidae
Product: homeobox protein Hox-A9a-like
Exons: 3
Biological process (GO): DNA-templated transcription; anterior/posterior pattern specification; embryonic skeletal system morphogenesis
Cellular component (GO): nucleus
Molecular function (GO): RNA polymerase II cis-regulatory region sequence-specific DNA binding; DNA-binding transcription factor activity, RNA polymerase II-specific
Source: RefSeq, a predicted model, not a curated record
UGAUAGUGAUAUGAAUUCUGAUAGACUUGGCUGUUACGAAAAAUGCAUGUUGUUUGAUAGAAAAUGCAUAUUAAAGAUUAGAUGAAAGGUAAUGCGGACGAUUUGUUUUGAUAUCAGUUGUUUUGUCUGAAGAGUCGAAAGCAGACUGUUGAGUGGUUUAGGUAGUUUCAUGUUGUUGGGAUCGUAUAUUUAAACUCUGCAACAUGAAACUGUCUUAAUUGCCCCAGUUUCAGUCGUCCGUAACCUAAGAUCUACUUUUUUUCACCUAGUGGACAUUGAAGCAGUCCCAAAUAAUGUAAAUUCUUAUAAAAAAAAAUUUUCAGUAUUUCAGAAAAUUCCUUUUUAACACAGUCGCCGUAAGUUGAUUGAUGUUUUCAUUUUCUGACCGAAUGUAGACACUGAUUUGUUGAACUCAGUGUAGACAGUACUUGACAAGGCCUCGGUUACGUCCAAUACACGCCAAUCGAGUCUUGUCUGCUGUAAGCAACAGCGACCUCGGUGGCGUGCCACUGAGCUCGGGAAAUUGCGUUCCCGGCUUCCGCCUGGCGCCGUAAGAAGUGGCUGAACACAAAAGGAAAGAUUGGCUUUAUGGUGGCUCUCCAGUACAGCUAAAGGGAAUUUAUUUGUGCCUAAAAAGCAUGAAUAAGGCCUAUGGUAAAACGUGCUUGUGUUAAAAAACACCCUGGUGCAGUUUACGGCCUCAAAGGGCCAUGCUGUUUCCGUCCCUUUUUUUGUUUUUUAUUUUUUUGAGAAGUUGUCGUUUCCUGCUGUAAAAUAGUAAAAUCCUUCUGAUAAUCACUGAUGGAUUAUUAAAUAGAGUGAACAAUUGUUUAAUUAUUUAAAAACAAAUUAUGUUGCAUUUUCAUUGUUGCACGAGACUCUAAUUUACUGAGCCGACGUGCAUUAGACUUUCUUCUUUUCUAUAUAUGUCAGUUGAAAAUAAACCUGACUAAAAUUGUUAAUGGUAUUUACUUGUUUUUACUUGAGAUUCAUUUAUUGUAUUAUUCUUUUCUUUUCUUUUCUUUCUUUUUCGUUUUGUUAAUUUUGUUUGCUUGUGCCGGUAGGCUACAUAUUUAAUGCUUUUUGUUUGGCAACAUAAUUUAUAUCAAAACGAUACAUAAAUGGAACCCAUUUAUGGCCAAUGAUUGCCGAAUAAAACGUACAACAUAAACAACAUUUAUAAUAAGUAUCAAUAAAAAUAAUUAGGCUAGCUAUAUUAUUAAUAUGCUAUAUUCUGUUAUAUUUCUAAUAGUAUUCUUGUUAAUAAAUGCUCUUUAAUUUUUAAGUGGCACUUUUUAUUCUAUACCAAGUCACUUUGAAUGUCAUAGCUAUUUUGAUGUCUUCUUUUCGACUGAGCAGAUUAAUAUGGAUAAUUUGAUAAAUAUAAUAUUGUAAUUUACAAAUGGUAUGUUUCCAUAUUCAUCGUAUUCUUUGUGGAUUUAAUACUUUGAGACAUUUAAGGCUUCUGUUUAGCUGCGACGUAUAUUAUGUAUAUUUUUCUGGACCAAUUUUUCUGAAAUAAAUGUGAAAAUACAGAAUAUUCUAGAAAAUCAAUUUAUAUCUAUAAAUAACAUGCUUUUCUACUGGGAUGCUACUGAAUCUGGUAAUAUACAAGCAGUAGCCGUUUGCUGCUAACCACGAAGUGAAAAUUUAGCUGACCAUUGUAGCUUCCCAUGUGAAUCCAGGUCGUCAUGUACACUGUACUGUAACUAUUUUAUCUUGAUGGUUAAAAUAUCAAAACUAAAACCGCACAGUUAACAAUUAGGGAACACGUAUUAUGUGCAGUAUAUGAACCAGGCCGUUCCUACCAUAGUGUAUCUAAUUCCAGUCCAGACAGUUUGAAUACAUGCAUUUCUGACAAUGACUCCUGUCCAUGAUGUUUAUCUGCAGAAAACUCGAAUGCAGUCACUUCACGUGAGACAUGAAAUUUUGAAAACAACAGUCCUUGGGAUUGUGCUUUAAAUCUUUAAUCUAAACAAAUUCAGAGAAUAGCCUAAUUUUUAUUUUUAUUUUUUAAGUUUUUAAAUUUUGUAAAUAUGCCCAUAUUUAUUUCUUACAGUAGCUCGAUGUUUGGUUUUACGGGAGAAGGUUAAAAACAAAGCAAUCUCUUUUUGAACCCCACAGAAAUUCUUCUUCUUCUUCUUCUUUUUUUAAUGUUCAAAUGGUCACGUGUGCACCUUACCCAAUCAAAUGACAGUUCGCUCUCAACUUAUUAGCUGACUGGUGCUUUGUGAGGGGAAAGUUGCCUCUUCAUUUUCACAGAUUGUUAUUUUGUGAGCGUGUUGUGUGUAUUAGUGUUUUUUAUGUGUUUUUAUGAAUGAGAGUGCGUCCCGGCCAUGUCGACAUCCGGAGCUCUGACAGGAUAUUAUGUUGACUCUCUUGUUAUGCCGGACAACGAAGAGAAUCGCUUCUCCUCAGGUUCAGGACCCAUUCAGCACAGGCCCUCCGUUCUUCCCACAGACCAUACAGAGCUCAGUCCCUGCACAUUCCCGGCAAAGCAACCCGUUUAUGGUGGCUCAGGUUGGGGCCACAUCCCAAUGCAUUACUCCAGUGGUGUACCGUCAGUGUAUCAACCGCAUACGCAACCUCCAGUAGCUGGGGAUUACGUGCAGUCUUGGCUUUUGGACUCUGCAUGUGGGCUGCCACUCACUGAGGUUCCGACGAUCCAUCAGCACUAUCGUGCCAAACCUGAUACAAAUAGAACGAGUGAUAACGGCACAGAGGCCAGUUCACAUGCCGUACUCCCUUCUGGAGUUUUUACUAACAUAGGAUGUUCUACCGACUCUGAGACCGUAUCUGUCCGGACUGCUGACAAGGGAGGCGAUAUAGAGGAGAAACCGGGCGCUGAUCCAGACAAUCCUGUGUCCAACUGGCUACACGCGAGUUCUACGCGUAAAAAACGAUGCCCUUAUACUAAGCACCAGAUCCUUGAGCUGGAGAAAGAGUUUUUAUUUAACACUUACCUCACGCGCGACCGGCGGUACGAGGUCGCCUGUGUGCUGAACCUCACGGAGAGACAGGUCAAAAUUUGGUUCCAAAACCGCAGGAUGAAGAUGAAAAAAUUAAACAAAGAUGAACGAAGGACGACUAAGAUGCACGUCGUGUAGGUGAGGAUGUGUGAUAAUCCAUCCUUUUACUGAAAUGAUAUGUCGUGGGAUUUUACAUUGGGUCUUGUGUUAUUCAAGCAUUUUCUUAAAGCAUGCUGGGAUCUAAUACUUUGAUAAAUUGGAUUAGGCUAUUUGUCAUAAGUGGUUCCAUUUUAAUAAAUACCGCACAAAUCUAUUUUUCAGACGUAGCCUAUGUUUAAAUACACUGUAAAAAAUAAAAACCUCUCCACCUCAAUUUUAUUUAGUGACUGGUCACAUAAAUUUAAGAAAUUAAAGUCACACAAAUUCAGUUUGGCCAAUUGAUACAUUUAGGUGUGAAAAGUCAAUAAAAAAACUGAGUUGGAGAGGUCUGAUUCUUUUUUUUUUUUUUUUUUUUUUUUUUUUUUUUUACAGUGUACUCGCUGACGCAGUAUUUAAAAUUCAGUAUUUCAUCUGGACCAAAUUUAUUAGUAAUGAACGAACAUGUCUGCAAUAUAUGCUUUUCCUCUUCAGUUGUAGUUAGCAUAUCAGUGUGUGUUUCGGUCCGCAAAUUAAGAGUUUUCUAUGUUCUCUUCUGUAGCGUUUUCUUAAAUUUUCACUAUAAAAAAAUGGGCCCAGGUUUAAGUUAAUACACCUUGAGGAGGCUAUAUGAGAUCAUGUACCUUAGAAAUUAUUUCCUUUUUUAUGUGUCCUUAUUGUUUUGUACUGACAAUUGUGACAUUACAACUACCUAGUCACCACUAUCUACCUAUUUGUUUUGAAUCGACCAAAAUUUUCACGCCAUUAUCAGCCGAUGUGAUAUUGGGUGAAGUCUGUGAACUUCAGGGAAUAGUGAACUGUAGAAAAACACUGUAGGCAACUUUUCAAAUACCUCGUGGUCUGUUGGCCGUCAUAUAUUGUUAGUUUACUUAGUUUUUGUUUUGUUUACUUACAUUUCUCAGAUGUAAUUUGUGAUUUUAUUUAUUGAAUAAUAAAAUCAUUUCAUAUCUCCAAACAAGUCUCCCUUAGAUUCCGUAGUCCAUCGUGACAUUUUAAAUAACAAUCAAGUUGAGAAAUUACGUGUAAA